Messenger RNA from Cajanus cajan (pigeon pea), 721 nucleotides. Lineage: Eukaryota; Viridiplantae; Streptophyta; Magnoliopsida; Fabales; Fabaceae. The record is from RefSeq and is a predicted model, not a curated record.
AUGACCAAGAUCUACCUUAUCGUGGACUUCGCCGACGGCGGCGAGCUCUUCUCCAAGCUCUCCUGCUGCGGCCGCCUCCCAGAGUCCCUCGCGUGCCGCUACUUCGCGCAGCUCGGGGUUGGACAAGGUUCUCUCUAUGCUGGUUCCCUCUACUACAAGUCCUCUUUGCCUGAUGAAGCUGUGUAUGACAAGGAGAGACCUGGAGUUACAUGGCCGAAGCAGUUAAAUGCUCCCCUUGCAGCCGUUGAUCCUGAGAUUGCUAAUAUAAUUGAGCUUGAGAAAGCUAGGCAAUGGAAGGGGCUGGAACUGAUACCGUCUGAGAAUUUCACUUUUGUGUCUGUCAUGCAAGCGGUUAGGUCCAUCAUGACCAACAAAUACAGUGAGGGGUAUCCUGGUGCAAGAUAUUAUGGUGGAAAUGAGUAUAUUGACAUGGCUGAAACACUGUGCCAGAAGCGUGCCCUGGAAGCGUUUAGAUUGGAUCCCGCUAAAUAGGGAAGUAAGAACAUGAGAUAUAUAAGUUCUGUUAGUUCUCUUUAUUUGAUUCAGAAUUUGCCAACCUAGAUGGCUAAAAUUAAAAUUUCUCUUUUUCCUUUCUGCUUAAGGCUCUAAUGUUUCUUGUUACAAUAUCAAAUUAAUUUGGUAGCCUUCUUGUAAAUCUCUUUGUUGUAAGAUUAACUUCAAAUUUCUGUGGUUUAGUAGCAUUGGUUACGUGUGUUGUGUA